Austrofundulus limnaeus is the source of this 1642-nucleotide messenger RNA. RefSeq names its product ephrin type-B receptor 4. NCBI's taxonomy places the organism in Eukaryota, Metazoa, Chordata, Actinopteri, Cyprinodontiformes, Rivulidae. Gene Ontology annotation, cellular component: plasma membrane; dendrite. Gene Ontology annotation, biological process: protein phosphorylation; ephrin receptor signaling pathway; axon guidance. Gene Ontology annotation, molecular function: ATP binding; transmembrane-ephrin receptor activity; protein binding. The record is from RefSeq and is a predicted model, not a curated record.
AGGUUCUGAUGAACACUAAGUUGGAGACAUCUGACCUUCACUGGACAAAUCAUCCACCAGAUGACCAGCAGUGGGACGAGGUCAGUGGCGUUGAUGAUGACGCCAACAGCGUUCGGACCUAUCAGAUCUGUACUUCCGAUAGCCCCGCCUCCUACUGGCUGAGGACACGGUGGAUCCCCCGGGGGGCGGCGACCACGCUCUACGUGGAGAUCCGGUUCACCACGAUGGAGUGUGCAGGCUUGAACCAGCGUCACUGCAAAGAGACCUUUAACCUUUACAUGUACGCGUCUGACAGCGACGAGGCCACGCCCACUCACCCCGCCUGGAUGGAGAACCCUUAUACCAAAGUGGCUACCAUCGCUGCCGACCAUCUGCUGCGACGCGGCGGUGAGCGGCGCUCCAACGUCAAGCUGCUGCGGUUGGAGGGGCUUCGGGAGGCGGGGCUUUACCUGGCCUUUCAGAGCCAGGGCGCCUGCAUGGCGCUGCUCGCUGUGCGCGUCUUUUACAGGAAGUGCCCUCCCCUUCGCCGUGCCUUCACCUUCUUCCCUGAAACCAUCCCCCACUCUCUGGUGGAGCAGGCUCAGGGUGUGUGUGUAGAGAACGCUGUGACCCCGCCUGGAGAGAAGUCAAWAUCUCCCAGCAUGCUUUGUGGCGAGGACGGUCAGUGGGUGGGGCAGCCUCUGUCCAGCUGCGCCUGCCGCCCCGGGUAUGAGGCAGGAGACAGCGACGUGCGCUGCAGAGCCUGUCCAUCAGGACACUUUAAGGUGGGCUCAGGAGGCGGCGGCUGUUCUUCGUGUCCGGCCAAUAGUAACACACGGAUCCCAGGCUCCUCCUACUGUCCCUGUCUCCCAGGUUUUGAGCGGGCCGACUCCGACCCGCCACACGCUGCAUGCACACGCCCUCCAUCAGCCCCCCGCCUCCCAGUCAGCCAGCUCAACGACACCAUGGUGACCCUGGAGUGGAGCGAACCACUGGAACGAGGAGGCAGAGGAGACCUGAACUACAGGGUUCUGUGCUCCGACUGUGGACCUGCCAGCUCCAGCAGGGGAUUGGUCAGUUCCUGUUCUCCGUGUGAUGACAGCGUUCUGUACCGGCCCAUGCAGCGCAGUCUGACUCAGCGCCGUGUCAUUAUCUGGGGGCUCCGCCCACAAACCAAGUACAUGUUCACCAUCCAAUCACUGAACGGGGUCUCAGCUGUCAGCCAAUCAGAGCCGGCCUCUGUCAGUCUGAACGUCACCACCAGCAGAGAUGUUCCUCCUGCGGUCUCUGGUCUGAGGAAGGUGGGGGUCUCAGAGGACACUCUGUCAGUGGAGUGGACCCGCCCGGUCCUGCAGAACCAGCACCAGGUCCUGGACUACGAGCUGCGCUACUGUUGUAGGGACRGAGAGGAGGUGGGUCAGUGGCAGUACGUGUCCAGCAAGUCUUCUUCUGUGGUCCUGAAGGGCCUGCAGAGGGCCACACAGUACCAGGUCCAGGUCCGAGCCCGCUCCCAGGUCGGGUAUGGACCCUUCAGUACCACAAGGAUCUUCAGCACCCAGCCCGACGGGAUGUCUCAGUCUCAGCUGGUGGUCACCUCUGUCCUCGUCUCCAUGGCCAUACUGUUGCUGGUUGCCAUGGCCAUCGCCAUGGUCAUCUGUUACCG